AUGCUGACGGGCCAGGACCCGGGGUUCCUUCGCUUGGGUUUGUGUCUGAGCCUAUGUGGAUUCCUGGCUUCCUUGAAAGGCUGCACAGGCUGUGCGUCUGAAGAGCAGCUCUUCCACACACUGUUCGCUCGCUACAACCGAUUCAUCCGGCCGGUGGAAAACGUCUCUGAGCCUGUCACAGUGCAUUUUGAGUUGGCCAUCACACAGCUGGCCAAUGUGGAUGAAGUCAACCAGAUCAUGGAAACCAAUCUGUGGCUGCGUCACAUCUGGAAGGACUACAAAUUACGUUGGGAUCCAAGGGAAUACGAUGGCAUCGAGACACUUCGUGUUCCAGCAGACAAGAUCUGGAAGCCAGACAUUGUUCUCUACAACAAUGCGGUCGGUGACUUCCAAGUCGAAGGCAAGACCAAAGCUCUUCUGAAGUACGACGGCAUGAUAACCUGGACCCCACCAGCCAUCUUCAAGAGUUCUUGUCCCAUGGACAUCACCUUCUUCCCUUUUGAUCAUCAAAACUGUUCCCUGAAAUUUGGUUCCUGGACUUAUGACAAGGCUGAGAUUGACCUCCUGAUCAUCGGCUCUAAAGUGGACAUGAAAGAUUUUUGGGAAAACAGCCAAUGGGAAAUUGUCGAUGCCUCUGGCUACAAGCAUGAUAUCAAGUACAACUGUUGCGAAGAGAUUUACACAGACAUAACCUACUCUUUCUACAUCAGGAGACUGCCCAUGUUUUACACCAUUAACCUCAUCAUCCCCUGUCUCUUCCUCUCCUUCCUCACCGUGUUGGUCUUUUACCUCCCUUCUGAGUGUGGCGAGAAAGUGACUCUUUGCAUCUCUGUUCUGCUUUCUCUGACUGUCUUUUUGUUGGUGAUUACUGAGACCAUCCCAUCCACAUCUCUUGUGAUCCCACUUGUGGGUGAGUAUCUACUGUUCACGAUGAUCUUUGUCACCCUAUCCAUUGUGGUGACUGUGUUUGUGUUGAACAUACACUACCGCACCCCAGCAACGCAUACCAUGCCCAAGUGGGUGAAGACUGUUUUCCUUAAGGUUUUUCCCUCAAUUCUGAUGAUGAAGAGACCUCUGGACAAGACAAAGAAGGCGGGUGAUGUUAAAGACCCCAAAAACCUUCCUAAGAGAUCUACCAAGGUCAAGUUUGCUCAUCGAAGAGAGCCCAAACUUCUGAAGGAAGGCUGCCACUGUCAAAAGCCAAGAGAGAUGGCUCCUGGCAGGAGACAGUUAAGUCAGCAGCCUGCACCAUGGGAGACAGAGAGUUCAGAGCACUCACCAGACGUGGAAGAUGUGAUCGACAGUGUUCAGUUCAUAGCAGAAAACAUGAGGAGCCACAAUGAAACAAAGGAGGUAGAAGAUGACUGGAAAUACAUGGCCAUGGUGGUGGACAGGGUCUUCCUCUGGGUGUUUAUAAUCGUCUGUGUGUUUGGAACUGUGGGGCUAUUUCUACAGCCACUGCUUGGGAACACAAGAAAGUCUUAA
Alexandromys fortis (reed vole) is the source of this 1485-nucleotide messenger RNA. It is a transcript of the gene Chrna6, whose product is annotated as cholinergic receptor nicotinic alpha 6 subunit. The transcript is spliced from 6 exons. Gene Ontology annotation, molecular function: transmembrane signaling receptor activity; acetylcholine-gated monoatomic cation-selective channel activity. The record is from RefSeq and is a predicted model, not a curated record. NCBI's taxonomy places the organism in Eukaryota, Metazoa, Chordata, Mammalia, Rodentia, Cricetidae. Gene Ontology annotation, cellular component: postsynaptic membrane; neuron projection; synapse. The coding region runs from base 1 to 1485 and encodes 494 amino acids. Gene Ontology annotation, biological process: chemical synaptic transmission; monoatomic ion transmembrane transport; nervous system process.